This is a messenger RNA of Naegleria lovaniensis, 1911 nucleotides long. RefSeq lists its product as uncharacterized. The coding region runs from base 1 to 1911 and encodes 636 amino acids. Gene Ontology annotation, molecular function: protein binding. The transcript has a single exon. The record is from RefSeq and is a predicted model, not a curated record. Lineage: Eukaryota; Heterolobosea; Eutetramitea; Acrasida; Naegleriidae.
AUGAGAACAUCCACGAGUCCACUCGUGCACUCCACUUCUUUGACCCGAAAAUGUUUCAACCAUUCUCUCUCUUUUCAAUUUCGUACGACUAGUUUCAUCACCCGACGAAAUAUCAACACUUCUACUACCACCAAUACGAAUCAUACACCCAACGCCACGACUCGAAAUAACAACAAUGAAAAAUCAUCCAAUGACAAGGCUCAUCCACAGCAGUCCGAAAGUAGUACUAUUCAUCAUUCGAUCCAUUCAUCAGAAAAUAACAACCUCACAUCAAGAAUAUACAAUAAUUACAAAACAAACCAUCCAACCAAAGUCAUGACCCAUCCUUCUCGUUCCGAAAAUGAUUACUAUUUAUAUAAAAAUGUUCAAUUUAAUUUCUCGAUCGAGCCUUCCAAAUCAUUCAUUUCAGAUACUGUCCGAAAUGAAAUUCUCAGUCAUGCUCGUAAAGGAGAUGUUCGUAAAGUAUUAGAAUUACUUGCUUCUAUUAAACCUUCAGAAACAUUCUCGAUCAAAGAAAAGGAAGAAAUUGACGCUGAAAAGGAUCUUAUUAUUCAUACCUUAAUGCUUGCAUAUGCUAAAAAAGGAGAUGUUUCAAAAACUGAAUUUUUAUUUAGAAAGUUAAAGAGUCCAGACAAAAAAUGUUUUACCAUAUUGUUAGGAGCCUAUGCUGAUAAGGGUAUGGUUGAGAAUGCAGAACAAUUAUUUAGCAAAAUUACAAAACCAGAUGAAGCAUGUUAUGUAGAAUUAAUGAGAACAUAUUCCAAGAAGGGAUUAUUCCACAAAAUACAAGAACACUAUUCAUCCAUCAAUUACAAGUUAUUGAAUAUUGAAUCUAUUCAAAAGAAGAACAAUGAUGAAUCUGUGGGUACUAUUGAAUCAACAACAAGUGAUCAUACUUUUGAGAAUACCAAUGGUAUUCAGAAGGGAAUGAAUCCAUCUGAACAUGUAUCAUCUUCCUCUCUAUUAAUGGAUUUAUGCGAAAUGGUCAAAACAGAAUACGUUUCAGCGAAUCGCAUACAAAUGGAUGAAUAUGAAUAUUUACAACAAAUAUUCACCGUUGUUGUUGCAUUUAGAAUGCAUGGAAUGUUAAAGAACAAGGAAUAUGGAUUGUUAGAUGCUACAUUUAAACGUGUUUCAAAAUAUAUAUUUACUCAUGAUUUUACGAGUUCUAGUAGUACUAAAAUGAAUACUUCUACUCUUAUCAAUACUCAUAUGAAUACUAAUAACAAUAUGAAUACUAAUAUGAAUACUCAUAUGAAUACUAAUAUGAAUACUCAUAUCAAUACUAAUAUGAAUACUCAUAUCAAUACAAAUACUAGUAGUAAUAACAAUAUGAAUACUCAUAUUAAUACAAAUACUAGUAGUAAUAAUUCUACAAUGAUUCCAUCAACUAUUUCACAAAUACCUAAAAGUCAUAUUAAUAUUUUAAAUAUUUAUUUACAAUCUCUCAUUCAAAGAAAAGCUCCAUUGGAUCGAAUUGAAUCAUUUGUUAAACAUUACAUUUCACAACCAGAUACAGUAACCUAUCAUUCACUACUUGUUUAUUAUUUUGAAUUGAAUAUGCAUGAUAAAGUGGAUAAAUUAUUUAAACAAAUUUCAAAAUUAGAAGAUUUGGAUACUAAAACGAGAAAUUAUUUUGCAAGUACAAUCAUGACCAUGUUGUAUCGACAUGGAAUUUAUCACAAAGUUGAGAAAAUAUUUAGACAAAUUCAAUCACCAGAUUAUACAUGUUAUAAAAUUUUAAUGAAUACCUAUAUCCAACAACGUGAUACGUACAAGAUGAUGCAAUUAUUUAAAGAAAUACCAAAUGAUAUGAUUGAUGAUCAAUUAGUAGCAGAUAUGAUGGCAAUGAGACGUUGUGUCGUUACCAAACGUGUAGAUAAGCAGAUUCAUCAAGUUGUGGAUGAUUAA